UUUGGUGGCCAGAGCAUUUUGGGUGAACACGUGUCUUAUAAAGUUAGAAAGAGUUUAUUUUUUUAAUAAAAAAAUAAAAUGGGUUUUGGUGAUCUAAAAAGCGAAUCUGGUGUAAAAGCACUAAAUGAUUAUUUGUGUGAUCGCAGUUACAUUGAAGGAUAUCAGCCUUCUCAAGCUGAUACUGUGGUGUUUGACACUUUGAAGAAUCCUCCAGCAGCUUCCUUUCCUCAUGCUCUGCGUUGGUACAAUCAUAUUGCAUCAUAUGGAGGAGAACGGAGCAACUUUCCUGGUGAGAAGAAGGAUGUCAGUGCCUUUGGUAAAACGGAAAAUAUUUCGGAUAGUAAGCCAAAUAAGCCACCUGCAGAUGAUGAUGAUGACAUUGAUUUGUUUGGCUCAGAUGAUGAGAUUGAUGAAGAAGCUGAAAAAUUGAAACAAGAAAGAUUAAAGCAAUAUCAAGAAAAGAAAUCCAAAAAGCCUGGCCCCAUUGCCAAGUCUAGUGUGGUUUUAGAUGUGAAACCAUGGGAUGAUGAAACAGACAUGGCAGAAAUGGAGAAGAAUGUACGAACAAUAGAAUGUGAUGGCUUAGUAUGGGGAGCAGCCAAACUAGUACCACUGGCUUACGGAAUCAAAAAGUUGCAGAUCGUUUGUGUUGUUGAAGAUGAAAAGGUGAGCAUUGACUGGUUGCAGGAAAAAAUAGAAGAAUUUCAAGAUUAUGUUCAAUCGGUGGAUAUUGCAGCAUUUCAGAAAAUCUAAGGUUUAUGUGUGUAUGAUUUUCUGUUAAAUUUGAUUAAUAAACUAAACCUUUUCAAUA
Limulus polyphemus (Atlantic horseshoe crab) is the source of this 811-nucleotide messenger RNA. RefSeq names its product elongation factor 1-beta-like (gene eEF1beta). The record is from RefSeq and is a predicted model, not a curated record. Gene Ontology annotation, molecular function: translation elongation factor activity; guanyl-nucleotide exchange factor activity. Gene Ontology annotation, cellular component: eukaryotic translation elongation factor 1 complex; cytosol. Bases 79 to 753 code for a protein of 224 amino acids. Lineage: Eukaryota; Metazoa; Arthropoda; Merostomata; Xiphosura; Limulidae. The transcript is spliced from 7 exons. Gene Ontology annotation, biological process: translational elongation.